Messenger RNA from Pocillopora meandrina, 2762 nucleotides. The record is from the annotation of a GenBank genome assembly. NCBI's taxonomy places the organism in Eukaryota, Metazoa, Cnidaria, Anthozoa, Scleractinia, Pocilloporidae.
AUGGAUCAGCCCUAUUUACCAAGCAUUACAUCUUUCUUCCAAGAAUACAAAACCGCUCUGUAUGGAUUGGCAGCUACUGGCGCACUUGUCAUCGGAAUUGGCCUGUAUAAGUCUAGCUACGCAGCCUCAGGGUGUGGUCAGACGUUCAAGCAGAGCCAAAUCGCGAUAGCCGAUUACCCAGACAUGCGUAUGUACAAUAACUUGCUGGCAAAACACUUAACGCCUCGCCUUUACGCCAAAUUGCGAGAUAGAAAAACAGCAAGUGGAUUUACAUUGGACAACGCCAUUCAAACCGGUGUGGACAAUCCCGGCCAUCCAUUUAUCCUCACGGUGGGAGCUGUGGCCGGCGACGAGGAGUCGUACGAAACGUUUGCGGAGUUGUUUGACCCGAUUAUCGAAGAGCGUCAUAAUGGCUUCAAGAAAACGGAUUUCCAUCGAACAGACUUGGAUUCGUCUAAAAUCCGUGGAGGAAAAUUAGACGAUCGCUAUGUACUGUCGUCUCGAGUGCGCACUGGUAGGUCCAUCAAGCCUUUUAGUUUACCGCCACACUGUUCGAGAGCGGAGAGACGAAAAGUUGAAAAAAUUAUUACCAGGGCAUUGGCUGGAUUACAAGGUAUGUCUUACGCUUUGACAUCUCCGGAAAUAUGACUAUUAGAGUUCGUAUAUUGAAGUGAUUGACGUAAAAAUCUUCACGCACCAUUCUUCCUGCUUCACACACUUCAAUCGAAGCGCAUCAGAUAAAACCAUCUAGAGCGCGUUGGAGCAACCAAAUGAUCGCUUCCGUUCAUGCUGGCAAAAUUUGCAGUGCCCCUUUAACAAACAAAAUUUCCUUCAGGAAUUUAAUAUUAUUGGUAAAAUUCCAGGUGAAUUAUCUGGUCGUUACUACCCCUUGAGCGAGAUGACACCAGAUGAGCAACAGCAAUUGAUUGACGAUCACUUCCUGUUUGACAAACCAGUCUCCCCACUCCUCACGUGCGCCGGUAUGGCACGUGACUGGCCUGACGCACGUGGAAUCUGGCACAACCACGACAAGAACUUCCUUAUUUGGGUCAACGAGGAGGACCACAUGCGCAUCAUUUCUAUGGAGAAAGAGGGAGACAUGCGCGCAGUGUUUGAUCGUUUUUGUCGAGGGCUUCAUGAAGUGGAAAGACUUAUUCAACGUCAAAAGCACGAAUUUAUGUGGAAUGAACACUUGGGAUACAUCCUCACCUGCCCUUCCAAUCUUGGAACAGGACUCAGGGCUGGAGUGCAUAUUAAACUACCACUUCUUUCAAAGGUGCCACCUUCUAUCAAAUAGUAGUAAUAGCAUAACUAUAAAAGAUAGCGUCACUGGCAUACACAUUCUUAAAAAAAUUGUUACUACUCACUAAACAAAAGAGGAUUUUCAGACUUGAAUCAUCACUAUCGCGUACCCAUCAGAACUUCCUUUUCUUUCUUUCUCUCUCUUUCUCUUCUUACUUAAAGUCCAGCCUCCACUUCCCUUUGAACUGUUGCCUACCUUUAACCCGUUGAUCCCUAAGAGUGACUAACAUCUAAUUUCUCCCAACAAUAUCCGCCUUGAAUCAAACAUUAAGGGCACGAGAAUAAAGGAAAUGAUCACCAACUAAAGGGGCUGUUGACUGUUCAACAAAUUCUCCUUGUCAGCACCUUAGGAAAUGUUUUGAGAUCAGUAUGAAGAAUAUGCAUACUGAUGUUAGAGUGUAAAGGGUGAUAAAAAUUAUUUCAAACCGUUCCAAUAUUUCUUUGCGCUAUAUGUACUUCAGAUAGUCAAACGAACUGCUUUUUGCACAGACGACUCAGUAUAGUAUCUUCCGCAAGUUAAAUACCUUAAUCGACAAAUCUCUUAACAAGAUUGCUUCGAAUAUUUGCAGAACCCACGCUUUAAUGAAAUUCUGGAAUAUUUACGACUACAGAAACGAGGAACUGGUAAGUAUUAGUCCUAAUCGGUUACUCUUUACUCGUUCCCUUUGUAACAAAAAAAGUCAAAAAGUACCUUUUAAGAGAAGAUUUAGGAAAACAUCUGACACAAAAAUUAACAAUUAAAAGUGUCAAGAAAGAUGGACGACGGGUGUCCGAUGCGGCUUCUUAACCCUUUAACUCCCAAGAUCUCAUUAGUAAUUCUCCUCACUAUCUGCCAAACGAUUCUAUGAUAUUAGUUUGGAGAAUUCGGUACCGGAUCAAUUAGUGAUGCCUCGUCUCUGCAACUGGAACUAGCCAAUAUGAUAGUUUUGCUUUGCUGCACACCAAAGUUGCUUCAAUAGUCUGGCGUUAUCUUCUUAACCAAUCAGGGACGUAGUUACAUCCGUUUCCCCUCGCUUAAAACCGAGUUCUCAUUGGUUCUUGUUUGUACAUCUCUUUGCUCUACUUGGAGGUUGGGAAGAGAAGAUUAGUUUGGUUUUAGUUUUCCGACAUUCAAUCAAAAAGUUUGAAUAAUGAGUUCGAAAGUGCACGUAAGAUGGUCGAGAGUGUACCUCUACUUUUAAUUCGACGCAUAUCAUAUUUCUACCUGAUAAUUCGUAGGAACAUUCAGUGCUUUCUUGCUUUUAAAACCAUUACAAUCUAUUCACUCAACAGGAGGGGUGGACACGGCAGCCAAAGGAAGCGUUUUCGACAUCUCGAACCUGGACAGGCUUGGUUUCUCUGAAGUGGAACUUGUCCAGAAAGUGAUUGACGGUGUUAGUCUCCUAAUAGUGAUGGAGAAGAGACUGGAAGCUGGCCUACCAAUAAAUGACCUUAUACCGUCGUCAACGAAAUCGGAGUGA